Morus notabilis is the source of this 549-nucleotide messenger RNA. RefSeq names its product phytosulfokines 3. The transcript has 2 exons. Gene Ontology annotation, molecular function: growth factor activity. Gene Ontology annotation, biological process: cell population proliferation. The coding region runs from base 155 to 412 and encodes 85 amino acids. Gene Ontology annotation, cellular component: extracellular region. NCBI's taxonomy places the organism in Eukaryota, Viridiplantae, Streptophyta, Magnoliopsida, Rosales, Moraceae. The record is from RefSeq and is a predicted model, not a curated record.
ACCAUCGAACCCUGACAAGUUCACACUGCCAUUUGUCAAGUCAUCCCACUCUAUAUAUUUACGUCUUUCCUCUUUACCUUCUGUAGCCCAUUUCUCAAGUCCUGAUCUCUUCAAUCUCUUCAAAACCUCAUAAUACAAAAAAAAGCACACAAAAAUGGCCAACAAUAACAUUAAAGCUCUUCUCUUAAUAACCCUUCUUCUCUGCUCCACUCUAGCCUAUGCAGCUAGGCCGGAACCAGGGUUUUUUACUAAAAUUUCUGCCAAUACCGAACCUGGGGUUGCUGUGGAAGCAGAGCAAGUUGAGGUGGCGGAUAUUGAAAGCUGUGCAGGAGUUCAGGAAGAAGAGUGCCUAAUGAGGAGGACCUUGGCUGCUCACACCGACUAUAUCUAUACCCAGAAGCAUAAACCAUAAAAAAAAUAAUAAUAAUAAUUUUAGUUUGUCUAAAAUUAUAGCUAUUGAAUUUGUGGGUUACGUAAUACUUGUUAGUGACCAUAACAAGAUAUCUUCAUUAGCAGAAUUUACAAGUAUGACUUAUUUUUUUCUUCUUC